AUGUUGCCUUGGACAGAGAUCAAGGCUGCUGAUGAUAGCGUUAGAUCCUGGUUCUCCAUGCAUCUGUCAUCCUCUUCCUUUUCAUUGUUUUCUUGGCUUACACUCGCGUCAACAGAGUCACAGACGACCCCCCAAUCACAGCCGACUGCAUCACUUCUGGACAAAGAUCCUAUGCAAGCCGAGGAAGAUACACAGGCCGAAGAAGAUACAGCUCAUCAGGCUCAUCAGGGCCUCCGCAAUGCAGACCAGGAGCCUCCUAAAGGAAAAGAUAUGGAAUCGAAGCACAUCGGACAGCGACAAAAUGACUGCACACCUGAAUCUGAAUCCGAGUCUGAGACUGAACUCGAGAGCGUGACAGCGAAUUCCAGUCAAAAAUGCAAGCGGUUACCAAAAGAUGAAGGGGAUGGAGAGGAGGACGAGGAGGAGAAAGAGCAGGAUUCAGAGAAAGGCAAUGAGAGCGAUGGUGAGCGGUGA
Cyclocybe aegerita is the source of this 474-nucleotide messenger RNA. Lineage: Eukaryota; Fungi; Basidiomycota; Agaricomycetes; Agaricales; Hemipholiotaceae. The record is from the annotation of a GenBank genome assembly.